AACGAGAGCAGCCGUGACGCAGUGUUGUGUUUUAUCAGUGCCCACCCCCGGCAGAAUUCCUUGCUUAAGAGGAGGCAGAUUUCCACCUCCCGCAUGCAGCUCUGGACUCACGCUGAUGCUUCUCGGUGUUGUCUUGUGGGCUCCCCUGUGCCAGCGAGAGUUUUACCCGAGGACUGCCCGCGUAAGUUGCAGCACUCCUUAUACUCUCUGGAAGUUUGCAUGCUCAGAGGUGGCUGUGCCGAGCGAUAGGCUAUCUAUUUUAGACUUCAGCCUCUAUUUGCAAUCAGGAAGGCAAGCCGCUGGAAGAACCGAGCUCCUGUUUCUCUUGAAACACCUUUUAGAUUCUGGGACAGGUCAUCGCUGCUGUACCAGUUUGGGAGCAAAAUAUGGAAUGUGCUUCACUGCUGACCGAGAGCAGGCAAAUGAACAGUAUUUAUAGUAGUGUGAAAAUCGGCAGUUAGCAGUUUCUUCACAUUCUAACACUACCCAGCACUUUCCAGAGAGAACUCAUUGUUUACAAGAAAUCUGCUUUCCAAAUCCGUUACGGUGCCCUCCAGCCUUGACUAUUAACUAUUUGCAAAGGGGAAACUGAUCUACGCUGUGGGGAAAGAUGGCAAUGGAUGACUGCCUGUGGAUGGUCAUUGUGGGUUUUAUCAUUGCUUUUAUUUUAGCAUUUUCGGUCGGUGCAAAUGAUGUUGCCAAUUCUUUCGGAACUGCCGUGGGCUCUGGUGUAGUGACUUUGCGCCAGGCUUGCAUUUUGGCUUCAGUUUUUGAAACCACUGGCUCAGUAUUGCUGGGAGCAAAAGUAGGAGAAACGAUCCGGAAAGGUAUAAUCGAUGUUAACCUGUACAACAGCACCGUGCCGCUGCUGAUGGCAGGAGAAGUUAGUGCUAUGGUUGGUUCUGCUGUUUGGCAGCUGAUCGCAUCUUUCUUGAAACUCCCAAUAUCGGGGACCCAUUGCAUCGUAGGUGCUACAAUUGGCUUUUCCCUCGUCGCAAUUGGCACACAGGGAGUCCAGUGGAUGCAGCUUGUCAAGAUUGUUGCCUCUUGGUUUAUUUCCCCACUGUUGUCUGGCUUGAUGUCUGGAGUACUCUUUGUGCUGAUUAGAUUCUUCAUUUUAAAGAAGGAAGACCCCGUGCCCAAUGGUCUCCGCGCACUUCCAGUGUUCUAUGCUGCUACCAUCGCUAUUAAUGUGUUUUCCAUCAUGUACACGGGGGCACCAGUACUAGGACUGAUACUGCCAAUGUGGGCCAUUGCUCUGAUAUCAAUCGGCGUAUCCUUAGUAUUUGCUGUCUUAGUUUGGAUUUUUGUGUGUCCCUGGAUGAAGAGAAAAAUAGAAAGCCAGUUAAAGAAAGAUGCUGCACUGUCAAGGAUAUCAGAUGAAAGUCUUGAUAAAAUUCAAGAUGAAGAAACACCAGUCUUCAAAGAGCUUCCUGGUGCCAAAACAUCUGAUGAGAGCUCAAUUCCCCUUACUGGCUCAGCAACAGAAGCUGCCGGGGCAUCAGAUACUAUUGCGAAUGGAAACCAUCCACGUGUACCAUAUGGAAGGGCCUUUUCUAUGACGCACACCUCUGUGAAAUCACCUGUCUCCAAUGGUACCUUCAGCUUCGAUGGCCAGGUGAGGAGCGAUGGCCACGUCUAUCACACUGUGCACAAGGACUCAGGUUUAUACAAAGACUUGCUACACAAAAUGCACCUGGACAGGGCCACUGACGAGAGGCCCGCUCAAGAAAACAACUACAAACUGUUACGACGCAACAACAGCUAUACCUGUUACACAGCUGCUAUUUGUGGCAUGCCUGUGCAUUCCUCCUUUAAGGCAGCAGAUACAUCCACUCCGGAGGACAGUGAGAAGUUAGUGGGAGACACAGUGUCCUACUCUAAGAAACGAGUUCGCUAUGACAGCUACUCCAGCUAUUGCAAUGCAGUGGCUGAGGCAGAGAUCGAGGCCGAAGAAGGUGGAGUGGAAAUGAAGUUGGCCUCUGAGCUCACAGAUCCUAACCGGCCCCCAGAAGAUCCUGUGGAAGAGGACAAGGAAGAGAAAGACACGUCUCAGGUCCAUCUACUUUUCCACUUCCUCCAGAUCUUAACAGCCUGUUUUGGAUCCUUUGCCCAUGGAGGGAACGAUGUCAGCAAUGCAAUUGGUCCCCUCGUCGCGCUCUGGCUGAUCUACGAGCAAGAUGGUGUCAUGCAAGAGGCGUCAACUCCUGUCUGGCUGCUGUUUUAUGGAGGUGUUGGGAUCUGCGUGGGUCUCUGGGUCUGGGGUAGAAGAGUUAUCCAGACCAUGGGUAAAGACCUCACUCCAAUCACACCAUCAAGUGGAUUCACUAUUGAGUUGGCUUCGGCGUUCACAGUUGUGGUAGCUUCCAAUGUUGGACUUCCUGUCAGUACUACACACUGCAAGGUGGGCUCCGUGGUGGCCGUUGGCUGGAUCCGCUCCAAGAAAGCCGUCGACUGGCGCCUCUUCCGCAACAUCUUCUUGGCCUGGUUUGUGACUGUCCCAGUGGCUGGCUUGUUCAGCGCCGGGGUGAUGGCGCUGCUGGUGUACGGUAUCCUGCCUUACGUCUGAAGAGCUGGGAAAAGGGGAAGUGGCCAAGCUAGUACCAAGGGGAGAAGCAUUCCCUUGAAAGGACCGGUCAGAGAGGUUCCAUCUUCCAUAUCUAACUUCUUAUCUACUGUACAUAACAAUGUGUCAUAUUGGUGACAUGGUGAUGUGGUGCCAUUUCUUAUAUAUUAAAGAAAUAUAUAUGCAUAUAGUAGGUAACAAUACCUAAGUUAUAUUAUUAGUGGGGUGAAAAUAAUUGCCUAGAAUUUAAUAUUUAGUAAAAUUUGUACAUAGUGUAUCAUUUUGGUGGCAAUUUUUUAAUCUUUUGAAGAAGAGUAUGGAUUAGGAAAUGUUUCUUGUCCAUUUGAUAUCAGAAGAAGCGAGGUACAGGGCUGCAUAACAUGACUUUUUUUAAAGCUAUUAAGAUACUGGAACAAAAUGUGCAUAAGUGCUUGUCAUAAGAUAACUGUUCAUAUCAUAUUGAUCUCUGUGUUUCAUAGCGUAACGGUUCUGGCUUUGUAAAUACUUACAAACAGUAACUCGUAAAUGGUGCAUUUCCCUCAUAUAUUUUGGAUAAGAAAGUUUAGGAAGUACCAAAGAAGCAGGGGAAUAGCUUGCCAAUAUUACGUUGUUGUCUACAUGUGUGGGUGUGUGUUGUGUUUCCCCACCUCUAAUUUAAUGUUAUUUUCACUGAGCUACCAGCAGCCAGGCUGGGAUUGUACUCUUCAUGUCUUAAUGUAACUAAAAAUGAAACAAACAAGCAAAAAGCACAUAAGAAAGCUAGUUCUACUCAUUCUUGUUGCUUAGUAGACAGAACACUGUUGUCCAUGUUAGCUGGCAGUACACAGACUUCAUUUUGUGAAGUGUCUCACUGCUCACCUCCUUCCUUUCCCCACAAGCCCCGGCCCCGUUGUCCUGCCAUCAGUCUUGGCACCAGCACGGACCAUCGGUCUCCUCCAUCUCCACCUCGUGAUCCACCAGGAAUGGGGCUGCCUGGGGCAGGAAACCAGCCCAGCCCUGCUUUCGUGGCUGGGGGUUUCAGCUGCUGGUAGCCAGUGCUCAGGAUGCGAUUUUUCACAGCAGCUCAGGGGACUGACACAGGAGAUGGCGAGCUAAAUCCCUGCACGGCUUCGGAAAGCACAUUUUAGUGAAGGUUACUGUUCAGUGGGUGGGAGGUGAAGGGCAAGGUGUGUCUGGAGGGGGUUUGGGAAUCUAUUACUGUUUAAAUGCUGCUAAAAUUUUGAUAAACGGUCUUGGUACUCCAUUGUGACUUUUCCAUUGGUCAUUCAUACUAAAUUUAUAAUAAAAAGAUAAACAGCCCCGA
Messenger RNA from Cygnus atratus (black swan), 3869 nucleotides. It is a transcript of the gene SLC20A2, whose product is annotated as solute carrier family 20 member 2. Gene Ontology annotation, biological process: phosphate ion transmembrane transport. The coding region runs from base 611 to 2569 and encodes 652 amino acids. The transcript has 11 exons. Gene Ontology annotation, molecular function: phosphate transmembrane transporter activity. NCBI's taxonomy places the organism in Eukaryota, Metazoa, Chordata, Aves, Anseriformes, Anatidae. Gene Ontology annotation, cellular component: membrane. The record is from RefSeq and is a predicted model, not a curated record.